Messenger RNA from Fusarium redolens, 799 nucleotides. RefSeq lists its product as uncharacterized. The record is from RefSeq and is a predicted model, not a curated record. The coding region runs from base 105 to 746 and encodes 213 amino acids. Lineage: Eukaryota; Fungi; Ascomycota; Sordariomycetes; Hypocreales; Nectriaceae. The transcript has a single exon.
UUGAACGUCAGAUAAACGAGUGGUUAGUCUUAUGAAUGAGGCAGCGGAAAUUACGGAGUAGACCUGCCUGAUUACUAUAGACCUGUAGCUGACUAGUAAAUAGGAUGAGUUCCCUCCCGGCGGAUCUACGAGCUGCCUCACAGCUUUCCUCCGAUUUCUCCCCAGGAACAAUUGAAACUCUGGAGCAAUCCAUCAAGCAGCGAAUGCGAAAGGUUCUGGUUGAUAGACAAGGACAGCUGAUGAUGCUGGUGUUCCGUCCAUUUCUCGCGGCCCUCGCAGAUGCUCACUAUGAUACAAGCCAAUCAGGUGCUAACACUGACGCUCUAUUGAAAGGUACGGUGAAGUAUUUAUACUAUGCAAUGAAGUUUCUCCACCAGCAGUCAGAACAGCCCGUUCGACAUUACGGAUGCUGGCUUCUGGCACGGAAUAUCUGGUCAGCAGCUCUCUCUCUCAUCGCGGCAUGUCAUCUGCCAGAUGUCGUUCAUUAUAUGGAUGUAGGCGAGCUCGAGAUUCAGAACUUUGAUAGCGCAUGCCCAACGUUACAGGGGUCAGCCAUGCCGAAUAUUUAUGGAGGACAAUUUAGUCAGAACGCUUUGGAUGCUUGCCAAGAUGCGUAUCGGCAACUUCGGCUUUGGGAUAAGGAGAGUGCAAGUCUUUCCUUUUGCGCGGAUCAGCUUUGGGCGUUAAUUGUGGAUGCUCAGUGGCAUGAGAAUAGGGCUGUUGGGAACGAUGUAAUUGGUUGUUAGCAAGCUUGGUCGCUCAAUUAUCACCUUCAAUAUCAUUUUGGGUGUUUUUAAAA